This is a messenger RNA of Macrosteles quadrilineatus (aster leafhopper), 1726 nucleotides long. Its product is annotated as lipase 1-like. Gene Ontology annotation, biological process: lipid metabolic process. Gene Ontology annotation, molecular function: hydrolase activity, acting on ester bonds. The coding region runs from base 123 to 1229 and encodes 368 amino acids. NCBI's taxonomy places the organism in Eukaryota, Metazoa, Arthropoda, Insecta, Hemiptera, Cicadellidae. The record is from RefSeq and is a predicted model, not a curated record. The transcript is spliced from 8 exons.
AUGGUCACGACGGUUACGUUAGUGUCGCGACUAGGUCUCCACAACAUCUGACGUCUGGCUGUUUAACUUUAGAAGGCAGCCCUGCGGUAGUAAUUUACUGUCAUAAUAAAAAAUAGCCCGAGAUGGCUCACAACCACGGCUACCUAUGUGAAACUCACGAGGUUAUUACUCAGGACGGUUUCGUACUGAGUGUCCACAGACUACCAGGUGGUCGGGUCAGCAAAAAGAACGCUUCAUUGACACCCGUCCUGCUUCAGCACGGCUUGCUAGACAGCUCCGCUGACUGGCUCAUCGCUGGUCCCGGAAAAGCUCUAGGGUAUGUUUUGGCAGACCAGGGAUAUGACGUCUGGAUGGGUAACGCUAGAGGUAACAUCUACUCAAGGAAACACCAAACCCUACAUCCUGAUAACACCAGGUUCUGGGACUGGACAUGGCACGAGAUGGGCACCUACGACUUGCCAGCUGUGAUAGACCACAUUCUGAAUGUGACCGGUCACAGACAAAUCUACUAUGUUGGUCAUUCUAUGGGAACAACCAUGUUCUUCGUUCUCUGUUCCAAGCGGCCUGAAUACAACGGAAAAGUAAAGUACAUGGCGGCCAUGGCCCCUGUUGCCUACAUGCUUCAUACUACAAGUCCGAUAAGAUAUCUCUCAAGAUUCGCUCAUAGCUUUGAGAUAAUCUACGAUUACUUUGGCCACGGGCAAUUUCUACCGAGGAAUCAAUUUGUUGACGACAUUCUCAAAGCUGCUUGUGAAAUGUUCGAGUUUGAAGAGAAGAUAUGUGAGAACUGGCUUUUCGUCAUAUGCGGACAUGAUCCUGCUCAGUUUGAGAAGAAACUUCUGCCGCUUAUUUUGGGGCACAAUCCAGCUGGAACCUCUACCAAAACCCUCGUCCACUAUGCUCAAGAAAUAAAGUCUGGGAAAUUCCAACAAUUCGACUAUGGUAGUUCCAAAAACCUUGUGAAGUACAACACCACCGAUCCACCACAGUACAAUCUGUCGCUAGUUACUGUACCAAUAUCUCUGCAUUGCGGGGACAACGAUCUCCUUGCCAACCUGCUUGACGUACAAGAGUUGUUCAAAGGUCUGGCCCAACCUGUAGGAAUGUACCUGGUCAACUUUAAGGGGUGGAACCAUCUGGACUUCUUGUGGGGACGAGACGCGCCAACGCUGGUAUACGAUCAGAUCGACAAGCUCUUCAGACGCUACUCUCAUCCAGUAGAGUUCUGACGGAAACUAAUCCAACAGCCAACAACUCCGACAACAGUCAUCUGACGACCAACCUAACGAUUGCAGAGAUUUCUCUGACACAGGGUCGCUUUAGAAAAUGGGCUCGUGUCCAAUAUCACAGCGGAUUUAGGUCUAUUGUAUGGCCUUUAAUGAUUUUCGUUACGUACGCUUUUUCUUCUUUUUCUUUAUAUCUUAAAAUUAAUAGGUUGUGUCAAAGAAAUGGGUUGCUUAUUCUUAAUGUUUUGCAAACUACAUAAUGAGGAAGAUGUUGCUUAGAAAGUAUAGUAAAGUAUCUUAAUUUUCUUAUCACGAUAUGUAUAAAUCUUGAGUCUACUUCAGUUUUAAUGUACCAUCAUACAAUAAUGUUUUUGUAAAUUAAUAUUCUUCGGUUUGUAAAUUAACGGACACAAGUUCUAGUUGAGGCUCAGAUUGUUGUCCUACUUUUAUGAGCAAAAUCUACUUAAUAUGUUAUUCAAUAAAUAAAAUUUAUGGCUGAA